AUGGAUGGCUCCCGUAUUCGUCAGCAACCUUCAGCUGUCAUGUUUCGGAGAAUAAAAUUCAAGAUGCUAGAUCAUCUACAUCCUUUUCAUAGUAUACCCGAUGGAGGGUACACUGAGAGCGUUUAUCAGUUACUCGCAGAGUAUCGGCAGGACGACACACCCCAAAAAACAGAUUUGAUGGUUGGUGUGUUUAAAACUGACGAAGGAACCGUUUACACUCUUUCUUCCGUGAUUGAGGCUAGAAAAAUGCUUUUCGCGAAUCCCGAAUGGCACUACGGAUAUCGUUCCUCUCAAAUCGGAACGACUGGCUACCUUCAAGCAAGCAUCGAUCUCUUUUUUGGGAGGGAUAGCGAGCUUGUCAGAGAUGGAAGAAUCGCCGCGACCCAAGCGCUAGGGGCGAGCGGUGCCUGCCAUAUGGCUGCCAUUAUGCUCGGGGAUCAUUAUCACCCUGAUACCUCAACAGCCAGACCCGUUGUAUACAUACCACGACAAUCAUGGUCGAAUCACGCCAAUGUCUUCGAGCACGUCGGUCUCCAGGUCGAUUAUCUCCCUUAUUUUGAUGCCGCCAUCUCCGACCUCGAUUUCCCGUUGUUUCACUCGGCAGUCGACAAACUUCCCGACCAUUCGGUAAUCGUUCUUCAAACAUCAGGCCAAAAUCCCACCGGUUGCGACCCGACCCGCGAAGAGUGGUUACAGCUGGCCAUGACUUGUGUCGAACGUGGACAUCUUAUUCUGUUCGAUGCUGCAUACUAUGGGAUGGCUACGGGCUGUGUCCGCCAAGAUACUGAGGGCAUUCGGAUCUGCGCGGAGGCCGGAGUUCCUGUCAUGGUGGCAGCUACAUAUAGCAAAUCAUUUGGUUUGUAUAGCGAGCGAGUCGGGUUUCUCGGUAUCACCACUCCGGACCCAGAAAUACGUCGAAGAGUUGAGAUGCAGCUCCGCCUGAUAACAAGAUAUGAAGCGGGUGGGUUCCCUGCAUUUGGAUCUAGUAUCGUGGAACUCGUGUUGUCAGAUCCACAUCUACUACUACAAUGGGAGAAUAAUACGCGUUGGAUGGCGUCUGAGCUGCAGAAUAGGAGAAAAAAGCUCAGGGCCAGGUUGGAGGAGCUCAAAACUCCUGGUGAUUGGACUUUUAUCACUCAACAGCGCGGAAUGUUUUGCCUGACCAAUCUCACUCAGCGACAAAUGAAUCUCCUCCGAACGUCUUACCAUAUUUACGUACAAGAUAAUGGCCGUCUUUCUAUCUCCUCAAAUAUCGAGCGAGUCGCACAGAGUAUCAAAGCCGUUGUCCAGGCUACAGGGCCAGAAUGA
Messenger RNA from Penicillium verrucosum, 1308 nucleotides. Its product is annotated as Aspartate aminotransferase mitochondrial. The record is from RefSeq and is a predicted model, not a curated record. Lineage: Eukaryota; Fungi; Ascomycota; Eurotiomycetes; Eurotiales; Aspergillaceae. The coding region runs from base 1 to 1308 and encodes 435 amino acids. Gene Ontology annotation, biological process: L-aspartate biosynthetic process. Gene Ontology annotation, molecular function: L-aspartate:2-oxoglutarate transaminase activity; pyridoxal phosphate binding. Gene Ontology annotation, cellular component: cytosol. The transcript is spliced from 7 exons.